AUGAGCGAAAAGCUCCCCGUUGUGCUAGACAAUGGGAGUGGCUUUCUCAAGUGUGGUUUUGCGGGGUCAAACUUUCCUGAAGUCUUCUUUCGGACCGCCGUCGGCCGCCCCGUUCUCCGCCAGACUAAAGUGAGUGAAGGCAGGAGUAGCAAAAGAAAAGAUACACAAGUGGAUCCACUGACGAAAGACCUUGUAUUGGGUGAUGAAUGUAAUGGUGCUCAUCAUCUUCUAGACAUGACCUUUCCAAUACACAAUGGCGUCAUCCAGAAUAUGGACGACAUGCGUUAUCUGUGGAAGCAUGCUUUUCACAAUUUGCUUUCUAUUGAACCAGAGGAUCACAGCUUACUAAUAUCGGAGGCACCGCUCUUUAGUCACAAAGACCGCGUUAAGUUGUACGAGGUCAUGUUCGAGGAAUUCAAAUUUCCAUUCGUACAGUCCACACCGCAGGGAGUCCUCUCGCUGUUCUCCAACGGCCUGCAGACGGGAGUUGCAGUCGAGUGCGGCGAGUGCGUGUCGCAUUGCACACCCAUUUUUGAGGGUUAUACAAUCCCCAAGGCGAACAGACGGGUAGACUUAGGUGGGCGGAAUAUCACCGAGUUUCUUGUCAGGCUUAUGCAGCGGCGCGGAUAUAGUUUUAACCAAAGCAGUGAUUUUGAAACGGUGAGGUGUAUUAAGGAGCGGUUCUGCUACGCUGCUGUGGACCCCAAACUGGAGCAGCGACUAGCGCUUGAGACAACGGUGCUAGAAAAGACAUUCCUACUACCGGAUGGUUCCAGUUGCAGCAUCGGACAGGAGCGCUUCGAGGCGACGGAGGCGCUGUUUCAACCACGUUUAAUAGACGUCGAGUGCGAGGGCAUUUCCUCCCAGCUCUGGAAUUGCAUUCAGGCCACAGAUAUUGACGUGCGGUUUGCUUUGUAUUCGCACGUUGUACUUUCCGGUGGCUCAACCAUGUUCCCCGGUUUUCCCAGUCGUAUUGAGCGCGACAUGCGAGCCGCCUAUUCCGAGAGAAUAGUUAAGGGGGACCCAGAGAGGCUCUCUCGUUUUCCACUGUGUGUUGAAGAUCCACCUAGGCGUCGCUGGAUGUCGUUUUUAGGUGGAGCAGCCCUUGCGGCGGUGACGGCUGGCAAUCACGACAUGUGGCUUAGUAAGAAGGAGUGGGAUGAAGGCGGUGCUUCUGCCAUACAGGCCCGAUUUGGGGUUUAG
Messenger RNA from Trypanosoma brucei brucei TREU927, 1203 nucleotides. Its product is annotated as actin-like protein 2, putative. The transcript has a single exon. Gene Ontology annotation, cellular component: Arp2/3 protein complex; actin cortical patch. Gene Ontology annotation, biological process: Arp2/3 complex-mediated actin nucleation. The record is from RefSeq and is a predicted model, not a curated record. The coding region runs from base 1 to 1203 and encodes 400 amino acids. Lineage: Eukaryota; Euglenozoa; Kinetoplastea; Trypanosomatida; Trypanosomatidae. Gene Ontology annotation, molecular function: actin filament binding.